Messenger RNA from Hyla sarda, 2155 nucleotides. RefSeq names its product inositol-trisphosphate 3-kinase B-like. Gene Ontology annotation, biological process: inositol phosphate biosynthetic process. Gene Ontology annotation, cellular component: cytoplasm; nucleus. The record is from RefSeq and is a predicted model, not a curated record. The coding region runs from base 325 to 1674 and encodes 449 amino acids. NCBI's taxonomy places the organism in Eukaryota, Metazoa, Chordata, Amphibia, Anura, Hylidae. Gene Ontology annotation, molecular function: inositol-1,4,5-trisphosphate 3-kinase activity; inositol tetrakisphosphate kinase activity. The transcript has 8 exons.
UAGUGUUUCUGGAUUUUGCUAAAGCGUUUGAUACUGUCCCUCAUAGACGUCUGACAAUUGUAUACAUACUAAUUUUGAUGCAUGUAGCUAUAAUUUUUUUUAAAUAGUAAAAUAAAAUAAAUCCUAUAUAAAUUGGGUAACCUUGUAACCGUAUGGAGCUACAGAAUAAAGAUGUCUCAUGGAUAGGAAGAGUGAACCUGAGGGAGACUUUUCAGGGCAUGCCAUGGAAAAGCAAGUAGCCAUUUGUGGCUGAUUUGUUCAGGAUAAACAGCUACAAACAAUUGAUCAAGGACCAAGUGAAGUUUCCAGUCUACAACCGGAGUGAUGGAGAAGUCCGAGCAGAUACCUUUGGAGAAAGAAUUGCAAAAGGUAUCUGUGGUGCCUCACAUGGCAGAACAGGACAUAAAAAGUCUUGACAGAGAGGCCUUAAGUAAACCAAGAAGCCUGAAACACAGUGAGAACAGAGAAUCCAAAGCACGGCAGAGCACAGUAGAUCUGCCGCCAGAGGAGGAGCAGCACAAGAAGUCCAUAAGGCAGUCAGACCGGUCAGUCUCCAGUACAUCCACCUGCUCAUCGGUCGCAUACUCCUCUCCAGAAAGUGAUCAAGUCUUUAGUGAAGAAGAAGACAUCCAGACCAAGCGUAAGACUUUAAGAAAGACCAAGUCAUGGAAGACUUUCUUCACAAUGGUGCAUUGGUCCCUCCGACGGCAGAAUUCCUGGGUGCAGCUGGCUGGUCAUGAAGGUAACUUCAAAGCAAGUGAGAGAGGCCACAUCCUUAAGAAAUUCAGCCCUAUAGAAAACGCAUGCCUUGUGGCCCUUAUGGAAGAUGUGCUCCGGCCAUAUGUUCCUACCUACUAUGGACUAGUGGAGAGAGAUGAGCAGACUUAUAUCAAGAUGGAAGACUUGCUCAUGGGCCUUGAAGCUCCAAGCAUCAUGGACUGCAAAAUUGGAAUCCGGACAUACCUAGAAGAGGAGCUGGCCAAGGCCUUACUGAAACCAACACCACGCAAAGACAUGUAUAACAAGAUGGUGGCCCUAGAACCUGAAGCUCCAACACCAGAAGAACAUAAGCAACAAGCUGUUACCAAACCGCGGUACAUGCAGUGGAGGGAGAGUGUGAGCUCCACCGCAUCGCUGGGAUUCCGCAUUGAAGGUGUUACGGUUGAGGCCGGACCUGUUAAGAAAAACUUCAAGAAAAUGAAGAGCAGAGAUAAUAUAAUGGACACGUUUGUUGUUUUUACCAAGGGACGGAAGGACAUCCUGGCUGCUUACCUGGAGCGGUUGGAGAACAUGCAGGCUGCACUGCAGAAAUCUGAAUUCUUCCGCACUCAUGAGGUGAUCGGCAGCUCACUACUUUUUGUACAUGACAGACGCAGCUUCUCCAACGUGUGGAUGAUAGAUUUUGGUAAAACGACUCCAGCACCAUCGCACAUUACUCUAAGACAUGAUGUGCCCUGGGAGCCAGGAACCCAUGAAGAUGGCUACUUGUUUGGACUGAAGAAUCUUAUUGCCAGUCUCCGAGAUACCAUGCAUAUGGUAGAAGAGACUGCAGAGGUGGCCUCAGAGUGUACAGUGCAGGAGGAGGAGGAGGAGAAAGACACAGUUAAAGAAAAGACUUUACUGAAAUGUAAGAUGGAGGGAAAUACUACAAAUGGGGAAAACAAGGAGCUUUAAAUGAGACAAUAGGCAUGCACCUCUACAGCCUGGGAGCAGAUCUAAGAGUUCAUGGAGUUUCUUCACAAAAAUUACUAGAACAACAGAAUAAGUCACUGUUGGGUGGACUUGGGCUACUGCAAUGAGCCCAUGUGAAUGUUGCUCAUGUUGAUGCAGAAUUUGAGAAGUGGAAGAUGAUCUACUAGAUACUGAUAGACAAAAUGGAAUGACUUGAUCUUCUAUGAAGAUAAGAGGCCACUGGAAAACCAAGCACAAACACUGACCUGCUGCUUCUAGAACGGAUCGUGGUCCCCUGACUGUGUUAUUCUACAGCGGGAUUAACUGCUACAAUGCAAUGACUGACUGCUUCAGGGAUCAAGGGAGGAGCAGGACAAUCUUUAUACAUUGUAAUGUUCAGUUUCAUUCCAUUAUAUGACAAAACACUGUUCUUCUAUUAAUACCAUGAUGUGAGUUGUGUAAGCCAGUAAAUAUUUCCUAAUAU